AUGAACCCCAUGGCGCUCUCUUUCUCUCUCGCUCUUCUCCCUUUCUGCUGUGUCCAGAUGGGAUGCAUCUUUGGUUACCGUUACACAUGCCUUGCUCCCACGCGCCCUACCGUAUCUAGAUUGCUUCGUACAUGCACGCCAGAGGCUUUGGUCAGCCUACCUACCAGAAUGCUACCCCUUGUGGCCGAGUCUGGAGCCAGUCUCUGGGCCAAUGGCAAAUUUCAUGUUUCAUCACCGCGAAAAUGCACGCCCGCCUCGGCACGUGAGGCCGACGAGCCCUUUGGUGCAAGGCAUCAUCCGCCGAAACCCACCUGGGAGGUACCCAGUCCGGUUGAACCUUGCUCUUAG
Messenger RNA from Trichoderma virens Gv29-8, 348 nucleotides. RefSeq lists its product as uncharacterized. The transcript has 3 exons. The record is from RefSeq and is a predicted model, not a curated record. Lineage: Eukaryota; Fungi; Ascomycota; Sordariomycetes; Hypocreales; Hypocreaceae. Bases 1 to 348 code for a protein of 115 amino acids.